Messenger RNA from Jaculus jaculus (lesser Egyptian jerboa), 7773 nucleotides. It is a transcript of the gene Lmbrd2, whose product is annotated as LMBR1 domain containing 2. Gene Ontology annotation, biological process: adrenergic receptor signaling pathway. Gene Ontology annotation, cellular component: membrane. Bases 239 to 2323 code for a protein of 694 amino acids. The transcript has 18 exons. Lineage: Eukaryota; Metazoa; Chordata; Mammalia; Rodentia; Dipodidae. The record is from RefSeq and is a predicted model, not a curated record.
CGGAAGUGGGCGGAGCCUCCAGAUGACUGAGACAUGUCAGCCGCUUGACUGUGAAGGGGUUUACCUUUGCCCCCCUCGGCACCCGCAGGCCUUCCAGGGGUGAGCUCCCUUCACCCCCAACCCCACCGCCGUCGCCGGUCCCCCUCCAGACCUCCUGGUCUGGCGUGAUCGGACGUGAACAGAUGUGGUCAAGAACUGUUCAUGAAAAACUUUGCUUAGAAGGAGUGAACAUUCAAUAAUGAGUGGUGUGGCUUUGGGACUUGAAAUUGUUUUUGUCUUUUUCCUGGCAUUAUUCCUACUUCAUCGAUAUGGAGACUUUAAAAAGCAGCAUAGACUUGUGAUUGUUGGAACACUGCUUGCUUGGUAUCUCUGCUUUCUUAUUGUCUUCAUCUUGCCUCUGGAUGUUAGCACGACCAUCUACAACCGAUGUAGGCAUGCUGCUGGAAACUCAAGCCCACCUGAGAAUAACAACAUUACAGGAGUAUACGCACCUGCCACCCCAGUUCCAAGGCAGCAUCCAUGUUUCAAGCCAUGGAGUUACAUUCCUGAUGGAAUCAUGCCAAUUUUCUGGAGGGUAGUUUAUUGGACAUCACAAUUUUUAACAUGGAUUCUGCUACCUUUUAUGCAGUCUUAUGCUAGAUCUGGAGGGUUUUCCAUCACUGGAAAGAUAAAGACUGCACUGAUUGAGAACGCAAUCUACUAUGGCACAUAUUUGCUGAUUUUUGGAGCAUUUUUAAUUUAUGUAGCUGUAAACCCACGUUUGCAUUUAGAAUGGAACCAACUUCAGACAAUUGGAAUAGCUGCUGCCAAUACAUGGGGUCUGUUUCUUCUUGUGUUAUUGUUGGGGUACGGCUUGGUGGAAAUUCCUCGAUCGUACUGGAAUGGAGCAAAAAGGGGUUAUUUACUUAUGAAGACUUACUUUAAGGCAGCCAAGCUGAUGACAGAAAAAGCAGAUGCAGAAGAGAAUUUGGAAGAUGUUAUGGAGGAGGUUCGCAAAGUAAAUGAAAGCAUCAAAUAUAACCACCCAUUGAGAAAAUGUGUUGAUACUAUACUUAAAAAGUGCCCUACAGAAUAUCAGGAGAAAAUGGGUAGGAAUAUGGAUGAUUAUGAAGAUUUUGAUGAAAAGCGUAAUACUUACCCAAGUGAAAAGAGUCUAGUAAAACUGCAUAAACAGGUGAUUUAUUCAGUUCAAAGGCACCGUCGAACUCAAGUGCAAUGGCAAAUUCUUUUGGAACAAGCUUUCUAUCUAGAAGAUGUAGCAAAAAAUGAAACCAGUGCAACUCAUCAAUUUGUUCACACCUUUCAGUCUCCAGAGCCAGAAAAUAGGUUUAUCCAAUAUUUUUAUAAUCCUACAGUUGAGUGGUACUGGGAAUGUCUUUUGCGGCCAUGGUUUUACAGGAUACUUGCUGUGGUUUUGUCCAUCUUCUCUGUGAUUGUUGUGUGGUCAGAGUGCACAUUCUUUAGCACAAAUCCUGUCUUAUCCCUCUUUGCAGUCUUCAUACAGCUGGCAGAAAAGACAUACAACUAUAUUUAUAUUGAGAUUGCUUGUUUCCUUUCCAUCUUCUUCUUAAGUAUCUGUGUCUAUUCUACUGUAUUCAGGAUUCGUGUGUUUAAUUAUUACUACCUGGCUUCACAUCAUCAGACGGAUGCUUACAGUCUUCUUUUCAGUGGCAUGUUGUUUUGCCGUUUGACUCCUCCUUUAUGUCUUAAUUUCUUGGGUCUAACCCAUAUGGAUUCCUCCAUCUCUCACCAGAAUACUCAGCCAACUGCUUAUACAUCUAUUAUGGGUUCCAUGAAAGUUCUAUCCUUCAUAGCAGAUGGGUUUUACAUAUAUUACCCUAUGCUGGUGGUGAUCCUUUGUAUUGCUACUUAUUUUAGUUUGGGAACCCGUUGUCUGAAUCUUCUCGGUUUCCAGCAGUUCAUGGGAGAUAAUGAUAUGACAUCAGACUUAGUCGAUGAAGGAAAAGAAUUGAUCAGACGAGAGAAAAGGAAAAGGCAAAGGCAAGAGGAAGGUGAAAACCGAAGGAGAGAAUGGAAAGAACGUUAUGGACACAAUAGAGAAGAUUCCACUAGAAACAGAAAUGUUCAUCCAGACCCCAAGGAAUCAAAUUUCUCAGAUACUACUACCAAUUGGUCAUCCAAAUACACAAGGGGUAAUAACAGGACUGAGAGGGACCGAAUAGAACUGCUUCAAGAUGCAGAACCUUUGGAUUUUAAUGCAGAAACAUUCACUGAUGAUACUCUUGAAUCUGAAUCAGGAAGGUAUCAGCCUGGUGGACGAUAUCUCUCCAUGUCUUCCAGCGUCAUAUUUGAAGAUAUCUAAAGUUGGAAGAAAUUCAUGGAUCAACUACCCAAGGUCAACACAUCAGCUUUGUGGCCUAGAAUUUUCUCUGCACUCUCCAUGAAAAGUAUCAAGACAAACUGAAAAAGCAAUGAGAAUUAGUUACAUCUUAGUCGGUUAUAAUUCACUGAUUAGAGUAUCAUCUUUUCUAAUAGGACUUGUCAUAUACCAUCUGAAGGGUCUGCCUUAGAAAUAUAGUUACAAUGGAAGGAUUUAAUUCACGAAAAUAACUCAUGAAAGUAAUAUUUUGAGAACAUGUAACUCAGUUUGUUUCAGAUUAAUUUUUUUCAGGAGAGUUAUUUUAAAGGUCCAAGAAAACUAUAAGUCAUACUAAAUGGUAUAGUUUUGUUAUUGUGAUUUACAUUUUUACUGUUAUAAAAAAUAUAUUCAACUUGUAUUUUCCAAAGAAAUGAAAGUUCAUUGAGACCUCAGAUAAUAACCAUAGUUACAAAGUCCAUGUCUUAAACUAAGUUAUUUAUCAGACAUAACUGAAUGUACCAAGUUCUUUUUCAGAUCUACAUACAAGCUUGUGGGAUUUUUGCAUGCAUAAUUAAGAUUAUAUGUCAGGUGGUAGUAUUAGUGUCUUUAGCAUGUGUUUUCUAAUCAUGGGAUGUCUUAUCCUUUCAGUCAUCACAGUAACUAGAUUUAUUAUGCUUUUGAGAUUUUCAUUUCAGAGAAAAGUAUUCACCUUUAACAUUUAGCAUAUUGACUUACUAUGGCUUAUUCCAUUUGAGAAGAAAUUCUAAUGGUGAAUGUCAAUUAAUCUUGCAAGAGUCUUCAACACAAAGCUGCCUGUUGAUGCUGUUUAUAUAUAUAUAUUUGGUCAUUCAAAGGUUAAAAAAAAAUGAAUCCAUUCAUUAUUAUUGCAAGCACUUAAACUUAAACUUAAACUUAAACAGAGGCUUAUACAAAACAGAAAGUGAUAUUAGAAUGGAACUAUGUAAUAAUGGCUUGUUAGUUAAACAUGCUUAUCAUUUUAAUUGGUUGUCUUAGCCUUUAAGUUUAAGCUGAAGCUAGGUAUUGUAUCUUAAAGCACCAGUAUUUGGGAUUAAAGGAAUGCACCACCAUGCCUGGCAUGAAUUUAAAUUUUUUAGUUUAUCCUUUAGUAAGGGUUAUUUCAUAAAUAUCUGAGGAUAAUAGUUCUCUGCAGGUACUGAAAGGAGUAGUUCAUCCUAAUUAUUUUAUUUUUUUAUAAUUGAACUUUUAUGAGCUUUGAAAUUAGAUCCCUUUUAAAAUAAUUAUCACUGGAUAGAUUUACUCUGAAAUGAAGGUAAUGUAGCAUGCUUAAUCUAAAGACACACAAAACAGCCUUUUAUUAUGAAGUGUGGUCAGAAUGAUAGGCCAGGAGCAGCAAGGAUGUAAUGCUAUUUAUAAUUACAUGAUUGACUCCUUGAGUAACUUGAGUAGAUAGUAACCUCUCAGUGCCUCAAUUUCUUCAUUUUUAGUAUGAAGAAAAUAUUGCUGUUUACCUACUGGUCUACCUCACAAAACUGUGAGGGAUUAAGCUGAUGUUAUACUAGUGUUAGAAGACAAAGCCAGUUGUUAGCUGUGCUAUUUUUUCUAGUAGUAUUUGAAAGUGAUGGAUGGGAAAAAUGGUCAUCACAUAAAUGGGUCAAAUUGCUUAAUUUUACAGAGAAACUUACAAAUCCCCAAAGCAAAAAAUCCCUUUUUGACUAAUUUAUGACUAAUUUUGUGAAAGUGUUUUAUCACUUAGUAUUUGGAUUUACUUUAGAAUAUUUUUUAAAUAUAAUAUUAUUACCAGGUUUUGUCUUGGUAUACAUAUGCUCUCAUAGAAGGACAAAAGUUGUCAAAAUUUAUAAUUUUAUAAUUAAUGCCCUAAGACAUGUGGAUAGAAAUGUAUAAAGGAAUGCUGGUACUUUCCUUUAUACUAAAUGUUAUGGUUGCAGUAGUUGAAGCACAUGUGUGUGUGUUUAUGUGUGUGUGUGUGUGUGUGUGUGUGUGUGUCUGUGUGUGUACUUCAUAAAUAGUGAUUCCCAUUAUGGCUUCUGAAUUAUUGCCAAGAUAAGUUUUGGUUGCUUCAAUGAUCCAGAGUAUUCAAAUUUUGAAGUCAUUCAUUUAUCUUACAAUAUUUUAUAUACUACACCCAUAUAGAAGUCACUUUGCUGGUAAAAUUGAGUUUAUAGGGUUAGGAUUUAACCCCAGAAGACUGAGCUUAUUUCUGGGGAACUAAGUUAAUAUUUCCUAUCAUGUGUAAAACACCUACAAUAUGUACUUUUUUUCUGGUAAAGGCAUCUGUUAUGAAAUAACACUACUAUAUAAUACUUUACAUGCAAAGUGUAUUUCAUAAAGAAUUAUUUCCUGUACUUUCUGGUCUUACAUAAUAAUAAACACCUGGCUAGGAUUACAUAAUUUUUUUGAGCCAGGGUUUUGUGUAGCUUUGGCUGGCUUCAGAUUUGCUGUUUAGUUGAAGAUGACCUUGAUCAUAUGAUCCUCCUGCUUCCCCAUGCUCAGCUAUAUUGUUUCUUAAACAGUUGCUAAGUAUGGAUAUUUAGUGAGCCAAUAACUAAAAAUAACCAUUAUAGAAAAUAUUAAUCUAUGAAAUUCAUGAAUCUCCUAUACAUUGAUAAUUUUAUUUUUCCUGCAUAAAUAAAACUUUUUUAUCAAUAGAACAUUUUAUAAGAAAUAUCCUUACAGUAAGAAUUGAAGUAUAAAUCCAAUUAUAAAAAUUGGCUGUUCUUACCACAUGAAUACAAGUGCUUUAGAAUAAUUUCAUCACACAAGGGGACCCUCAUUUUAUAAAAAUAGUAAGAGGUAAAUCAUAGUAUUCAAUUUCCCUACGUAACAAUAGAUCAACAGUCCAAGCAUUCAAAAAGAAAUGCUGCCAUUUGAUUUGGUUUUUGCUUCUAUUGUUUAUUUAAUUUGCCAGUUCACAACUUUCAGCAUAAUAUGUCCCUAAUUAAAUGUGGAUAGCCAAGUCAUUGUGUUUUUAGUGUUAUUUGCAUGUUAAUGAACAAAUUUCAUUUACCUUCAUUUACAAACCAUAUUUGAUGCAUUUAAUAAGUAUAGGGAAUGAUUCAGAUAAAAUAUUAAUUGCCAUGUUAAGUGGAAAAUAAAUUCUAUAUAAGGCAGCUUUUAUGCUUGUGAUUUUAGUGGGCCAUGGCUGAAAAAUUGCAAGAGUGAAAUAAUAUUUGUGUUGAAACAAAAAUAUGUCCCUGAUAAAUCUCAGAAUACUUGAAUCUUCAAAGUGUAAUGAACCAUGUUAUACUAAAUUUUAAAAGUUAAGAAGUAGACAGAUUUAGGGUUUUGUCUUUUUUUCCCCUCCCUCCUUUACUCCUGUCUUCUGUCUGUCUUUACAGUAUGACUUUCAGUAUGCUGAUAGGUUUUUUCUUUCUUACAAUAUGUUCUGUGGGUAGAGUUGCUUGUGAUGAGCAGUGUACUUAGAAGGAACUGAUUCUGACUACAUAUCCCAAUACUUGAAAUCGCGUAUUGUACCUAAAUAGAACAGAGUUUGUCAGACAACGAAGCAAUGUCUGAAUGUAAAUGUGAAGUAUGCUAACUCAGUGUUCUUGCUUUUAGGUCACUAAGGAGAGCAUGUCAGUAAAAUGAGUUAUUUCUGUAUAAUAAUUUUUAUAUUAAUCUGCCCUAAAAACUCAAAAUAUUAAGAAUUGUGAGAUCUUUUAUCUUAAAAAGAAAUACAUAAAUAAUAAACUGGGUUAAAAUUUUCCUUAGGAAAGAGGGAAUAAUAUAAGAGGGUUCUAUGAGCCUUUCUAACAUAUGAAUUUAUUUUGGAAGAGUACAUCCAACUCUGACUUUUUCCUGUCCAGAGACAUGGACUAUCAGGCAGGUUAACAAUCACCAUUCUCAGCUCCUGGAUACCAGACUCUACAUGCUUAUCUGUUCAGUGGGGUGGGCACUAGUCCAGUCCUAUCCUUUCCUAUCCUAUCCUCCUUCCCACUCUUAAGGAAAAAUUCUUAAUUCUUUCUGUUCACCAGUUAUAACAAAAAAAUAAUCAUUUCAACUAUUUUUUCAUUGAGGUCGACUGAGGCUUUUCUAUAAUGUUAAAAAAAAAUAAUUUAUUACCAAUGAGAGAGAGAGAAAGAGAGAGAGAGAGGGAGAAUGGGUACACCAGGACCUCCUCCCACUGCAAACAAACUCCAGAUGCAUGUGCCACUUAAUGCAUCUGGUUUUUAAGUAAAACUAUGACAUUGUGUUCUUCUUAUUGUUAUCCUAAAAGAAAUUUGUUAUUAAGACACUCCUUGGGGAAAAUUAACUGUUUUUGUUUUUCCCUCCAGCAAACCUUUUCUUUUGUGGUCAUUUUGACCUCAGAUCAUUAUGUAAAAGGAUACUUUACUAUGUUUGCUGUAAAAGAGUAGGAAGAGUGGCUUACUAUGGCAGACAUAUGUAGGAUAAGUUCAAUACAUUAAGCUGUAACAUCAUUUAGAGUUGUUAUUACUGGCAUUAAUCUUAUCAGCCUAUCCACUUAGACCUGUAUUUAUCAAAUGAAUACUGGCUAGCAUCUUUCCUAUUUAAUAGUGUGUCAAGAUGUAGGGGAGAGAUUGUGUUAUUUAUUUUUUAAGGUAAUCCAAUGGAUUUGUUUUGUCCGUGUUUGAAAACAACUUGUAGGCUUUUUCUUAUUUUAGGAGGUAGAGAAUAUGUAGAUUAUCUUUUAAAUUACUAUAAUUAAUAUAUAUUUAUAAAUUAUAGUAUUGAAAAGUGUAGAAGAGCGCUAAUUAUUGAUGUUGCUACUUCCUGGUAUUUAAUUUUUAUAAGUGUUUUUGUAACUACUAAUUAUUAGUUUUGCUUUUACAUAGUUUUAAAAUCUUCCUCAAAUAAGUUCUGGCCAGACCUGUUUCCUUAGGACAGUAUUCUAAAGUUCAGUAAUCUGGUGUGAAUUUCAAUACAAGUCCAUCUCCUCAGUUUCUUUUUAUAUGUACCAGUACCCAAGAAAAGUAUUCCAGAAGCCUAAUUUCUGCAUUGCAUUAGUAAAGUGCUUAUUAUUUUGCUUAUAUCUGAUUCAGUUGACUAGAUGAAAAAAAGGUAAAAAAUCUUUUCAAAUGUUCAUCUAAUAUUUUAAAAAUGUUAAUUGACUAUUUUAAUUUUGUGUGCAUGAUGCCAAAUUUAUCUUUAAUCAGCCUUAUGAUCUGCUGUAUAAUGGCAAAUGUUUUCCUACCUAACCAGUGGGGUUGUAGAUAUAACUAUUUGUCUCUGUAAAUUCUCACUACAUUUUCAAAUAUGUUUUUGGAAAAAGCUAAGAAGUAUGCUACCUGUAGGUAAAUUAGCAUUUUUGCCCUUAUCUAUGCAUAAUGUUCUCUCAGAUUGAUUUUCACAAAUUCACUGACUUGCAGUUCCUUUGUAAUACUGUAAUUUAUUGUGGUGUAAUGAAUUUUUUGAAAUGUUUCUAUGAUGAGUUGUUAAAAUAUAGGAAGUUGCAUAGCUUUGCAUGAAAUAAAAUACAUUUCUGUGAGCUAUAA